Molecule: messenger RNA, 2916 nt
Organism: Punica granatum (pomegranate)
Lineage: Eukaryota; Viridiplantae; Streptophyta; Magnoliopsida; Myrtales; Lythraceae
Source: RefSeq, a predicted model, not a curated record
CCCCCGACGGCCCACCCGUUCCCCCGCUUUAUUCUAUUUCCGCGUGUCCUCCGCUCAGCCACGCCAACGCCACCGUCCCCGCCGCCGCUGCCAGUCCUCGCCGGAAUAUUCGUCCCUCCACGCUCUAUCCUCCGUUUUCCGAGUACGCAGCGCCAUCUCCCGAUCGUUCCCCCCUCCUAUUUCGCUCUCUGCGUUUCUCUCUCUACCCAUUAAUAGCUUUUGAUCCAUAAUCUCUCAAUUUCUUCUCUCCCGUUCACACUCGAAGAAUGAAACCCCGCCUUGCUCUUCCCUCCCGCCGCUUCCAAUCCCCUGAUCUGCGCGAUCUGUACCCCUGAUUCUUUCAUGCAUCCAUUCUGCUGCACCUCCACCGUCUCGGAGAACAAGUCGUCGCCUACUCUCUCGCCUCAAUUCGCCAUGCCCGCCACCGCUCAGCCCCAUGCAGGCAGGUCCAAUCCCCCCGCCCAGUUUGCUAAUCAUGUUCAGAACCAUAACCACCAGAAUAGUAACAACGAUAAUAACUUGCCCAGUCACCGGUCAACGGCUCCUCUGGCGACGGUGCAGUCUGCGAGGGAGCAGCCGGCUAUUGACGUGAAGUUGAACGAAAUAGUUGGGAACGGGAUAGCCGGUGUACUGUACAAGUGGGUGAAUUACGGCAAGGGGUGGAGGCCGAGGUGGUUUGUCUUGCAGGACGGUGUCCUGUCGUAUUAUAAGAUUCACGGUCCUGAUAAGAUCGUCGUUGAUCAAGAGAUGGUGAAAGGUUCGAAGAUCAUUGGUGAAGAAUCCAUGAGGAGGAUCUCCAGGUUCUCCAAUGGCCAAUCACAGAAUCGGCGUCAGCCACUCGGAGAAAUUCAUCUUAAGGUUUCAUCAAUCCGCGAGAGCAAGUCGGAUGAUAAGAGGUUUUCGAUUUUCACGGGAAUGAAAAGGCUGCAUUUAAGGGCAGAGAGUCGGGAAGACCGAGUGGCAUGGAUGGAAGCAUUGCAGGCGGUUAAAGACAUGUUCCCGAGGAUGUCUAACAGCGAGCUUAUGGCUCCGAUUCAAAAUAUAACCAUGUCGACAGAAAAGCUGAGAGAGCGGCUUCAGCAAGAGGGCGUUAGAGAAGCCACCAUACAGGAAAGUGAACAGAUCAUGAAGAAUGAAUUCUCAGCGAUGCAGCAGCAGCUGAUGCUUCUAAAGCAGAAGCAAUGGCAGCUGAUUGACACACUGCGGCAGUUAGAGACAGAAAAGGUUGAUUUGGAGAAUACGGUCGUUGAUGAGAGUCAGAGACAGUGCAAUGACCAAGGGACUUCUGCACUGAGGCGGGAGAAAGAUAGUGCAGAAGCAAGUGCCAGUGGAUCUGAGGAUGAAAGAGUUGAUAUAGCAGAAGAGGAAACGGAUGAUGAAGACCAUACUUUCUUUGAUACACGAGAUUUUCUAUCAUCCAGUUCUUUCAAAAGCAAUGGUUCCGAUUAUCGGAGAUCAUCUUUCUCAUCAGAUGAUGAAGGCCUAAAUGCUGGUGAAUCUGACAAUGACAUCAAUUCUUCAAUCAUGCCUUCUGGAACUAACUUUCCGUAUGUCAAACGGCGGAAGAAGUUGCCUGAUCCUGUUGAAAAGGAGAAGGGUGUCAGUCUCUGGUCAAUGAUAAAGGAUAACAUAGGGAAGGACCUCACAAAAGUUUGUCUUCCGGUUUACUUCAAUGAGCCUCUUUCAUCCUUACAGAAGUGCUUUGAAGAUUUAGAGUAUUCAUGUCUGCUUGAUCGGGCAAAUGAAUGGGGAAAGAGGGGUAACAGUCUCAUGAGAAUUCUGAACGUUGCUGCUUUUGCUGUAUCUGGAUAUUCUUCAACUGAAGGAAGAAGUUGCAAGCCAUUUAAUCCAUUGUUAGGAGAGACGUACGAAGCAGACUAUCCAGAUAAAGGGUUACGCUUCAUCUCAGAGAAGGUCAGUCAUCAUCCUAUGGUUGUUGCAUGUCAUUGUGACGGUACCGGGUGGAAGUUCUGGGCUGAUAGCGAUUUAAAGAGCAAAUUUUGGGGUCGCUCUAUCCAGCUCGAUCCAGUUGGCACUCUUACUCUGGAAUUUGAUGAUGGAGAAGUAUUCCAGUGGAGUAAGGUAACAACAUCUAUAUACAAUCUCAUACUGGGGAAGCUUUACUGUGAUCAUUAUGGAACAAUGCGGAUACAAGGAAACCGUGAGUAUUCGUGCCAGCUGAAGUUCAAGGAACAGUCUAUCAUUGACCGAAACCCCCACCAGGUGCAUGGUAUAGUUCAGGAUAAGAAUGGGAAAACAGUGGCAACGUUAUUCGGUAAAUGGGAUGAAAGCAUGCAUUAUGUGAUUGGAGAUUCUUCAGGGAAGGAUAAAGGGUUGGAGUCUUUAUCUGAACCCCGCUUGCUAUGGAAACGGAGCAAACCUCCCAAGUUUCCAACAAGAUACAACUUAACACGCUUCGCCAUAACACUCAAUGAGCUCACCUCAGAGCUCAAGGAAAAAUUACCUCCGACUGACUCGAGACUGAGACCCGACCAGCGAUAUUUGGAAAAUGGGGAGUUUGAAAUGGCAAAUGCAGAGAAGCUGAGGCUUGAGCAGAGACAGCGGCAGGCUCGGAAGAUGCAAGAGAGGGGCUGGAAGCCUCGAUGGUUUGCAAAGGACAGGGAAAGCAACGCCUUCCGUUACACUGGCGGAUACUGGGAGGCCAGAGAACAGGGGAGCUGGGAAUCUUGCCCUGAUAUCUUUGGCCAGAUUUCUUCUGACCAAAUGCUCGAUUAAUGGCUCCAAUCUCCUUCAGGAGUCGUCACUUGUUUCACGAUUUUUCUUCUCCCCAUAGGGUAGGCAGCGAACCAUUCCAGAGCUCUCAGUACUCUGCAGAGCAGCGUUAUCGUUUGUAAGUAAGCAUUAGAUUCAAGUUAUUCAACAGUAUAAUAAAAAGAAAGUAAAGAAUUUCUUUUA